Messenger RNA from Dendronephthya gigantea, 6110 nucleotides. RefSeq lists its product as uncharacterized. The transcript has 3 exons. NCBI's taxonomy places the organism in Eukaryota, Metazoa, Cnidaria, Anthozoa, Malacalcyonacea, Nephtheidae. The coding region runs from base 6 to 6110 and encodes 2034 amino acids. The record is from RefSeq and is a predicted model, not a curated record.
GAAACAUGGCGUGGCAAAGUCACAAAAGCUCUCACGAUCAAAUAAAGUUUACUGUUUAUAUGAAUGAAGGAGAACAGCACCAGAUUGAAGAAUGGGUUAAGAAAUAUGAUGAUAUUGAAACAGGCGGUGAUUUGUUUGGAGCAUGGAUCGAUGAGCACACUGCUGUCGUUCAAUUUGUGUUAGGGCCGGGCGACGGUUGUCGUCGAUCAAGUGUGUCUUUUUAUCAAAACAUAAACUAUUUGAGAGAGGCUGGCGGCUACCUGACACAAAAGCACGGCUUGUGCAAUAUUGGUCAAUGGCAUUCCCACCAUAGACUUGGCCUAACACGACCUAGUGGCGGAGAUGAAAACACAGUGUGGGGAAACAUGCCAAGCCUUGGUUUGAAACGAUAUAUCGUGUUCAUCGCGACGAUAACUGGUGGCAAUAGAUCAUACUACAACUAUAGCACCAGUUCUUACCAUGAUAGGGAAGACCUAAAAGUGAAUAUCAACCCAUAUGUCUUUGAAAUCAAGAAUGGCUACAGAAAUGAUGUGCCACUUGGAACUAUUGAACCUCUUCCUGGGAACUCGCCGUUUCGUUUGGAUGAUAGAAUCCAAAACGCAAUAAAAAUUGGAGCCGAGAGUACAAACGAAGUUAGAAAAUUCCCACAGAAAAGGCAACAUGAUAACAAAAGUGACGACGAACCAAAUAUACCGAAAACGAAAGCGAAGUCACUUCAAAGCCCUGUUGAUAAACCAUUUACUGUGUACAUGAAUGAAGGAGAACGGCACCAGAUUGAAAAGUGGGUUAAGAAACAUCAAAAUAUCGAAACAGGUGGUGAUUUGUUUGGAGCCUGGAUCAAUGAGCAUACUGCUGUCGUUCAAUUUGUGUUAGGGCCGGGCGUUGGUUGUCAUCGAACAAGCGUAUCUUUUUAUCAAGACACAGACUAUUUAAGAAAAGCUGGUGUUUACCUGACCAGAGAUCAUGGCUUGUGUAAUAUCGGUGAAUGGCAUUCCCACCACACACUUAACCUGACACGACCAAGUGGCGGAGAUAAAAACACAGUGUGGGGAAACAUGCCAAGCCUUGGUUUGAAUCGAUAUAUCAUGUUCAUUGCAACGAUAACUAAAGGUUCUAGAUCAUACAAUUACAGCACCGGUACUUGCGAUGAUGUGGAAGACUUGAAAGUGGAUAUCAACCCAUAUCUCUUCGAAAUCAAGAACGGCAAGAGAAAUGAUGUGCUAUCUGGAACCAUUGAAGCUCUACCUGGGGGUUCGCCGUUUCGUUUGGAUGGUAGAAUCCAAGACGCGGUAAAAAUUGGAGCCGAGAGCAUAAACGAAGAUAACAUCUUUCAAUGGCAUGGAAUUGAAAAUGUAAACGAUGAAGCACAAAAUGAAGACUGUAGUCACGAUGACAAUCCUAUUGCUGGCAUCCAGCUCGAUACUCAGCAAGAACAACACGAUGGAGACUCGAAUGAAACAUACAUGCUGUCCACUAAUGAAGAGAAGUGCAAGAAAGAAAAAAACAAAAGAAUAGAUGAAGAAACAACAGAGCCAAACGACAAUUCACAACAACACAUGGAAGAACAUUUCUUUAACAAUGAUAAUACAGGACAUGAAGAUAAAACGGGUGAAGAUGCUAUGGUUGUUGAUGCUCGUGAAGAAGACAAAAACAAACUGCAAAAUUAUCAAAAAGAUGGUGCAAAGAAAGAGUGCGUAGCUACGAAAGAUCCGUAUGAAGAUGGAUGUCAGACUCCAACAAUACCUCGUGCUGAGAAGGAAAAGCAAGGAGAUGGGAAUGAAACAAACAUUGUGUCCACUAAUGAAGAGGAGUACAAGAAAGAACAAACCGAAAGAAUAGAUAAAGAAACAACAGAGCUAAACGACAAUUCCCAACAACACCUGGAAGAAGAAAAUGCUUUUAACAAUGAUAAUACAGGGCAUGAAGAUGAAACGCGUGAAUAUGCUAUGCUUGUUGAUGUUCGUGAAGAAGACAAACACGAACUGCAAAAUUAUCAAAAAGAUGAUGCAAAGAAAGAGUGCGUAGCUACGAAAGAUUUGAAUGAAGAUGGAUGUCAGACUCCAACAAUACCUCGUUCUGAGGAAGAAAAGCAAGGAGACUGGAAUGAAACAAACAUUGUGUCCACUAAUGAAGAGGAGUACAAGAAAGAACAAACCGAAAUAGAUAAAGAAACAACAGAGCCAAACGACAAUUCCCAACAACACCUGGAAGAAGAAAAUGCUUUUAACAAUGAUAAUACAGGGCAUGAAGAUGAAACGCGUGAAUAUGCUAUGCUUGUUGAUGUUCGUGAAGAAGACAAACACGAACUGCAAAAUUAUCAAAAAGAUGAUGCAAAGAAAGAGUGCGUAGCUACGAAAGAUUUGAAUGAAGAUGGAUGUCAGACUCCAACAAUACCUCGUUCUGAGGAAGAAAAGCAAGGAGACUGGAAUGAAACAAACAUUGUGUCCACUAAUGAAGAGGAGUACAAGAAAGAACAAACCGAAAUAGAUAAAGAAACAACAGAGCCAAACGACAAUUCCCAACAACACCUGGAAGAAGAAAAUGCUUUUAACAAUGAUAAUACAGGGCAUGAAGAUGAAACGCGUGAAUAUGCUAUGCUUGUUGAUGUUCGUGAAGAAGACAAACACGAACUGCAAAAUUAUCAAAAAGAUGAUGCAAAGAAAGAGUGCGUAGCUAUGAAAGAUUUGAAUGAAUAUGGAUGUCAGACUCCAACAAUACCUCGUGCUGAGGGGGAAAAGCAAGGAGACUGGAAUGAAACAAACAUUCUGUCCGCUAUUGAAGAAGAGUACAAGAAAGAAAAAAGCGAAAGAAUAGAUAAAGAAACACAAGAGCUAAACGACAAUUCCCAACAACACCUGGAAGAAGAAAAUGCUUUUAACAAUGAUAAUACAGGACAUGAAGAUAAAACGCGUGAAGAUGCUAUGCUUGUUGAUGUUCGUGAAGAAGACAAACACGAACUGCAAAAUUAUCAAAAAGAUGAUGCAAAAAAAGAGUGCGUAGCUACGAAAGAUUUGAAUGAAGAUGGAUGUCAGACUCCAACAAUACCUCGUGCUGAGGAAGAAAAGCAAGGAGACUGGAAUGAAACAAACAUUGUGUCCACUAAUGAAGAGUACAAGAAAGAACAAACCGAAAGAAUAGAUAAAGAAACAACAGAGCCAAACGACAAUUCCCAACAACACCUGGAAGAAGAAAAUGCUUUUAACAACGAUAAUACAGGGCAUGAAGAUGAAACGCGUGAAGAUGCUAUGCUUGUUGAUGUUCGUGAAGAAGACAAACACGAACUGCAAAAUUAUCAAAAAGAUGAUGCAAAGAAAGAGUGCGUAGCUAUGAAAGAUUUGAAUGAAUAUGGAUGUCAGACUCCAACAAUACCUCGUGCUGAGGGGGAAAAGCAAGGAGACUGGAAUGAAACAAACAUUCUGUCCGCUAUUGAAGAAGAGUACAAGAAAGAAAAAAGCGAAAGAAUAGAUAAAGAAACACAAGAGCUAAACGACAAUUCCCAACAACACCUGGAAGAAAAAAAUGCUUUUAACAAUGAUAAUACAGGAAAUGAAGAUGAAACGCAUGAAGAUGCUAUGCUUGUUGAUGUUCGUGAAGCAGAUAAAAACGAACUGCAAAAUUAUCAAAAAGAUGAUGCAAAGAAAGAGUGCGUAGCUACGAAAGAUUUGAAUGAAGAUGGAUGUCAGACUCCAACAAUACCUCGUUCUGAGGAAGAAAAGCAAGGAGACUGGAAUGAAACAAACAUUGUGUCCACUAAUGAAGAAGAGUACAAGAAAGAACAAACCGAAAGAAUAGAUGAAGAAACAACAGAGCUAAACGACAAUUCCCAACAACACCUGGAAGAAGAAAAUGCUUUUAACAAUGAUAAUACAGGGCAUAAAGAUGAAACGCGUGAAGAUGCUAUGCUUGUUGAUGUUCAUGAAGAAGACAAACACGAACUGCAAAAUUAUCAAAAAGACGAUGCAAAGAAAGAGUGCGUAGCUACGAAAGAUUUGAAUGAAGAUGGAUGUCAGACUCCAACAAUACCUCGUGCUGAGGAAGAAAAGCAAGGAGACUGGAAUGAAACAAACAUUGUGUCCACUAAUGAAGAGGAGUACAAGAAAGAACAAACCGAAAGAAUAGAUAAAGAAACACAAGAGCUAAACGACAAUUCCCAACAACACCUGGAAGAAGAAAAUGCUUUUAACAAUGAUAAUACAGGACAUGAAGAUGAAACGCGUGAAGAUGCUAUGCUUGUUGAUGUUUGUGAAGAAGACAAAAGCGAACUGCAAAAUUUUCAAAAAGGAGAUGGCGGAAAGAAAGAGUGCGUAGCUACGAAAGAUUCGAAUGAAGAUGGAUGUCAGACUCCAACAAUACCUCGUGCUAAGGAAGAAAAGCAAGGAGACUGGAAUGAAACAAAUAUUCUGUCCACUAAUGAAGAGGAGUACAAGAAAGAACAAACGGAAAGAAUAGAUGAAGAAACAACAGAGCAACAACAACACCUGGAAGGAGAAAAUAUCUUUAACAAUGAUAAUACAGGAAAUGAAGAUAAAACGCGUGAUGAUGUUACGGUUGUUGAUGUUCAUAGAAAAGGCAAAAGCGAACUGCAAAAUUAUCAAAAAGAUGGUGCAAAGAAAGAUCCGAAUGAAAAGGGAUGUCAGGCCUCAACAAAACCUUGUGCUGAGGAGGUAAAGCAAGCCACAGACAAGACACGAUUGUUAACAAUGGAUGACAGUACCGAGAACGACCAACAGCCCAACAUAAUACGAAUUGAUCGUAUGGCCGACGGAACUCGCUUUAAAUGCAAUAAAACUCUGACUAGUCAAAACACAAAGGCAAAUAAUGAUAAAGCGGAACUUGAGGGAGAAAAAGAAAGGAUCGAAGACGCGAUUGCAUUCAACUCAGAUCCAAAAACGGACGAAAAAAGAGCGGCAGAAGAGAGCGACUCUGCUGUGCGAGAAUUUCUAGAUGGCUGUGAGGACGAAAAAAAUUCUACGAACGGACAAGCAGACUCCGUAUUGAAUAAAAACAUCCGAAAUACAACGCUUGGGGAGGCUUCAGAUCAUUCACCAGAUACAAAGCAUAAAAUAGAAGAGCCAAAACCGGAAUCGAGAAGAGAUUUACAAGCUCGAUGUGAUGAUAAAAACGAACAUAUGGCAACGGUAAAUGAUGACUCAGAAACCUCCAGUAUCGAAACCAAAUCUAACAUGCCAUCAUCAAUAUGCCAAGUUAACGAGUCACUCGAAACGACUGCUAAUGAAAACGCCAACAAAUAUACCAAACCUUCAACAGGUUAUCCCCAAAUUGCCAUUAAAGACUCUCUAAAACACGGAAAGCAUUUGAAUGAGAGCAAUAACAGAAUUCGUACAAUUUUUGACCAAAUAGAGCACAAAGAACAAAAUGAGAAUGGAAAUAAUGCACCAGAUACAAUAACAAAAAAAGUAGACCCAAUACAUUCAGCAAAAACCAAGAUUGAAAGAAUAGAUCUAAAAAGUGAGGGAACAAACAAACCUAAUGAGACGGCCAAGACAGAGGUAGAAUCAACAUCGAAAGAACUUAAUGCACAAACAGAGAAUCCAGCAAGAGAAACACAAAAUCCUAUCGAAGUGUCUCGCCUUGAAGAGCCAACAUUUGAAAGAAGUGAUCCAGAAAAAGAUGUGGAAGUCAUCAGCGAAAAUCAAAAUAAUGACUUCAGUGCUUCUGCGCAAACACCAAGUGAAUUACAAAAUGCGAGGAAAAAGAAAAAAUCAAUCUCUGAAAGAAUCAGAGAAUCGUUGAGGCGAAAGUUUAAACGCACAGACAAAGAAACCAAGAUGGGUAACAAGAAAAAAAGAAAGGAUUCGAAGUUUGAUGAAACGAAUAAGCGAUUUAAUGAAGAGACCAACAUUGAAGUAGCAUCAACAUUUGAAAGAAGUGAUCCAGAAGAGAAGGAAAGGGCCUUUAACAGAGAUCAAAAUGACCAAGGUAUAGAAAACAUAAGUCAAAAUGACCAAGAUGUCAAUGCAUCUGAACAGUCAGCGAGUGAAUCGCAAAAUCCCCAAAACCCGCCGUUUGGUCGAAAGUCGAAAGACAAAAAAAAGAAGAAGGCCGGCUGCUUUCCUUUUAAAGGAAAGAAAAGGAAAUUAAGUUUAUAA